This is a messenger RNA of Lactuca saligna, 717 nucleotides long. The record is from the annotation of a GenBank genome assembly. NCBI's taxonomy places the organism in Eukaryota, Viridiplantae, Streptophyta, Magnoliopsida, Asterales, Asteraceae.
AUGCAAAGAUCAGGAAGCGGUUGGUUUGAAACCCUAUUGAACAAUCAUAGGAAUAUAAGCUCGAAUGGUGAGAUAUUUGGUCAGAAGAACAGGAGACAAAAUCUUUCAUCGAUUAUUAAUACCCUCGAUAGGGUUUACAGUUUGGAUUUGAUUACUCGUUCAUCCAAGAACGGUUGUUCAACAGCGAUCGGAUUCAAAUGGAUGCUUAAUCAGGGUUUGAUGGAACACCGUAAAGAGAUUCUUCAUUACUUCACUAAGAGGGGUGUUUCUGUUAUUUUCUUCCUGAGAAGAAAUAUGUUACGUAGAUUGGUUUCUAUUCUUGCUAAUUCAUUUGAUAAACAUGCGAAGCUUCUAAAUGGCAUGCACGUAUCUCAUGUACACUCGCCUAAAGAGGCUUUGACAUUGUCAAAAUUCAAACCCACGAUCAACGUAAGUUCGUUGGAAUCAGAUUUGGAUGAGAUGGAAUCAAUCGCUAUAAAGGCGCUUGACUACUUCAAUAGUACAAGACACAUCAUCGUGUAUUAUGAAGAUCUCGUCAAGAACCCUUAUAAACUGAUACAAGUAGAAGACUUUUUGGAGCUACCCCGAAUGGAAUUAAGUAGCCGACAGGUAAAGAUACACAAUGGACCCUUGUCAGAACAUAUUAAAAAUUGGGAGGAUGUCAAGAAGUCUCUUACCGGAACACCGUAUGAGAGAUAUCUUAGAGUUGACUACUGA